Colletotrichum truncatum is the source of this 4458-nucleotide messenger RNA. RefSeq names its product ABC multidrug transporter. Gene Ontology annotation, molecular function: ATP hydrolysis activity; ATP binding; ABC-type transporter activity. Gene Ontology annotation, biological process: transmembrane transport. Lineage: Eukaryota; Fungi; Ascomycota; Sordariomycetes; Glomerellales; Glomerellaceae. The record is from RefSeq and is a predicted model, not a curated record. Gene Ontology annotation, cellular component: membrane.
AUGAGCUCACGGUGUCUUAACGAUGAUUCACUCGGGCCUGGAGUCCAAGGAUGCCGCGGCAACUUUGACUUCACGCUCCGGUUCGAGAGGAUCUUCCUCGCCAUAAUUCCUGCAGCUGUUUUUGCUGCUUUAUCAUUACCCCGUAUCGCGUAUCUCGCCAGGAAACCGAGAAUUGUCGAUGCCAAAUCUAUUCAGGCAAUCAAGCUGGCCAUAAUAGCAGUGUUCGCGACACUCCAAUUCGUAAUCCUCAUUCUUCAGACAACAACAAAUGCCUCGGGAGUUGAUGGGUUCGCCCUUUCGGCGUCAGCACUUUCCUUCAUCGCCGCCUUGUUCAUGCUUGGCUUGUCAUAUGCGGAGCAUUCAAGGGCACCCAGACCAUCUCUCCUGUUGACGGCCUACGUCUUUCUCCAGAUCUUGUUUGAUGUUGCGCAGACCAGAACAUCUUGGCUGAUGGCCAGGACAUUCUCCACCCAACUCUUUGCCAGGCUAUUCACAUCGUCCUUAGUUGUAAAGUUUGUCAUCCUUCUCGUCGAAGCACAGAAAAAGACUCGAUGGAUUCGCUGGACCGCUGAGGAGCACAGCCCCGAAGAGACAAGCGGUCUUUUCAGCCUGGGCGUCUACUGGUGGCUCAAUCGUCUGUUUCUUCACGGAUACCGGAAUGUUCUUACCGUCGACGACCUGUAUUCUCUGGACCAAGGCAUGAUCGCCGAGACAAUGCAGAUCACCCUGGCUCAAGAGCUCGACAAAGGUACUUAUCGUGGAAAGAAGCACGGGUUGGCAAAGUCUUUGGCAAAGGCUCUUGCUGUACCACUGCUCUUGCCAGUAGCGCCAAGGAUUGCCUUAAUUGGGUUCAGCUUUAGUCAACCUUUCUUCAUCCAAACACUGCUCGAGCAUCUUCAGGAUCCCGAGGCAUCAAAGAAUACUGGUUACGGUCUCAUUGGUGCUGCAGCCUUAAUCUACUCCGGUAUUGCCGUCUCUACCGCACUCUACAACUAUUUUCAGCAGAGGGCCCUUUACAUGUCCCGCGGUUGCUUGUCAGCAGCCAUCUAUAAAAAGACAACUGAGGCCGAUAUUACUGCAGCGGGCGAUGCUGCCGCCGUCACUCUCAUGAGUACCGACAUCGAGCGUAUCAUUCGUGGUUUUUACGGCUUGCAUGAGUUCUGGGCCAACCUCAUUGAAGUAGCUCUUGGCUGUUGGUUACUGGAGCGCCUACUGGGUGUUUCGUUCAUUGCGCCUGUCGUUGUCAUUCUCAUCUGCACUGGAGUAACGGUCGUGGUCGCGAACCUCACCGGUGAGCGUCAAUCUCGGUGGAUGAACCAAAUUCAGAAACGUGUUGGCCUUACUGCCAACGUUAUAUCCAACAUGAAGUAUUUAAGAAUUUCUGGAAUCACCGCGCCCGUCGCCGAGUUUGUGCAGAAUAUGCGGGUUGAAGAGAUGCGCAUUGGAAACCAAUUCCGGUGGAUGAUCAUUGUCACCGCCAUUGCUGCGUUGGCCCCUGGUAUGAUAUCUCCAGCCGUUACGUUUGCCUUCGCCGCCUCUCGUCUCGAUACUACGACCAUCUUUACGUCGUUUUCAUUCUUAGUUCUUUUGAAUGCACCCUUAGGCCAGCUCUUUCAGAUGGUACCCGCCGUGAUUGCUGGUUUUACCUGCCUUGGUCGCAUUCAGACGUUUCUUGAGGCGGACUCUCGUGUCGACUUCCGCCAAGCUUCUCGUCCCUCAGUGUCGUAUGACAGGACAUCCGACGACACAGUUUUCAGAGACAACUUGGAGGGAAUCCCAUUGAGACCCUUGGAUAAAAGUCAGCGCCAGAGCUCGGAGAGCAAGGGCCCGGCUCCCUCCAUCUCAAUCGUCGAUGGUAGCUUUGGUUGGACUUCCGACAAAAUGGUUCUUCAAGGCAUUACUGCCACUAUUCCGGCGUCUCAGCUGACGAUCGUUGUUGGCCCUGUAGCAUCUGGCAAGUCCACCCUUUGCAAGGUUCUCCUUGGCGAAGUGCCUUUCAGCAGUGGUCUGGUAUCAGUGCCUUCACGAAAUGCUGCUAUCGGAUACUGUGAGCAAACACCAUUCCUUUCCAACGGUUCAAUCAAAGACAACAUUGUCGGUUAUUCUACUUUUAACCAAGCAAGGUAUGAUGAGAUCAUCGAGGCAUGCAUGCUACAGACUGAUCUUUUGCUGCUGCCUUAUGGUGACGACACCAAGAUUGGAAGCAACGGCAUCAUGCUUAGUGGUGGACAGAAACAGCGUGUCUCCUUGGCACGUGCUCUCUACCUUAACUGUGACCUCAUGAUCUUUGACGAUAUUUUGAGUGGCCUCGAUAACGACACUGCUGGAGAAGUCUUCCGACGGGUCUUUGGAUUGGAUGGUAUCAUCAGGCGCCGCAAGGCUACGGCCGUUCUAUGCACGCAUGCUAUUAAAUACCUUCCAUUAGCUGACCACAUCAUUGCUCUUGGGUCGGAUGGCAUACUUGUGGAGGAGGGUACUUUUGCCGACUUGAUGCGGGACAAGAAAUACGUUGCCAGCCUCGGUGUGACAGCAACAGACUCCGAUAACGAAUCCGAUUCUGGUGAAAGCCCCGCCAACAAAGACAAGCCAGCACUAGGUUCAAAACCGAAACGUCCACCGGCCAUUGCAGCAGAGCUAAUGGAGAAGUCGAGGCAGACUGGAGACUUCAGAGUUUAUGUCCAUUACUUCCGCAGUCUCAAUCUUGCCUCUGUCGCCACUUUCGUCAUUGGCUGCGCCAUGUACUCGACGUGGAAUAGCUUUCCAACGAUCUGGAUGAAAUACUGGACUGAAGACACCCUUCACAAGAGCAGCGCGUAUUAUGCCGGACUGUUUGGUCUUUUCAAGGUUCUCCAGCUCGUCUCCCUCUUGGUGGGCGGCACUGCUUUGAUUAUUUGGAUGACUACGUCUUCGGGAACGAUCCUCCAUCAGCAGGCCUUGAAAACAGUCAUCAGCGCACCUCUGACGUUCUUUACGACGACCGACUCGGGAGUUGUUACAAAUCUCUUUUCUCAGGAUAUGACAUUGAUUGACAGCGAGCUGCCCAAUGCACUGCUUAACGCUGUGAUCUCUGGCUUUGACGCGUUAGCCAUGGGUGCUGUUAUUGCCGUGGCUUCUCCAUACAUGGCUAUCAGUUAUCCCUUCAUGAUUGCACUUUGUUGGAUCAUCCAGAAGUUCUAUCUGAGAACCUCACGCCAGCUACGUCUGCUAGAUCUGGAGUGGAAGAGUCCCCUCUACACUCACUUCCUUGACACCAUUAAGGGCGUCGCAACGAUUCGCGCAUUCGGCUGGACAAACAAGGAUAUCGCGCACAACCAGCACCUCCUCGAUACUUCUCAGCGACCCGCCUACCUUCUCGCCAUGAUCCAGCAGUGGCUAGUCGUAACCAUGCAGCUCAUGGUCGCCUGCAUAGCUGUCAUUCUCGUCGCACUUGCUACGCAGCUCAGGACGAACUCUGGUUUCACCGGUGCUUCCCUGGUCACGCUCAUGUCGUGGGGUGAAACCAUUGCUAUGCUCAUCCGCUUCUACACACAGCUCGAGACCUCAAUUGGAGCUGUCGCACGUAUCAAGACCUUUGCUGAGAAGGUCAAGCCGGAAAGCCUCGAGGGUGAGGACAUCGAGCCGCCUGAGGAAUGGCCAGAGAACGGCAGCAUUAGCCUCAAAGGAGUCUCUGCCUCCUACGGAAACCAGCAAGAGCAACCACUUGAUGGUGAAAGCACCCCGCCCAGCCUGGUGCUAAAGGACCUUGCUUUUUCUGUCCAACAAAGGCAAAAAGUUGCUCUUUGCGGCCGAACCGGAAGUGGCAAAUCAUCACUUAUCCUACUCCUGCUUCGCCUUCUCGAUCCCGUUUCCACUUCUUCGCAGAAUAUCGAAAUGGAUGGCAUCCCAUUCCACCGCAUCGACCGGUCAACUCUGCGCCGCCGCAUUAUUGCAGUUCCUCAAGACGCAGUCUUCUUACCUGAUGGGUCCACCAUCAAGUCCAACCUCGAUCCCUUCAACGCCGCCUCAGAUGCCGAAUGUUUCUCCGUGCUUCGAAAAGUGCAACUAUCCACUUUCGUCGAAGAACGCGGCGGUUUGCGCGAGGGCAUGACCGCCGACAGUCUCAGCGCAGGCCAAAAACAGCUUUUCAGUCUCGGAAGAGCGAUUCUUCGACGACGAGUCAAGGAUGCAAAGUACAAGAAGCGGUGCGGCGGCAUCUUACUUUUGGACGAGGUCAGCUCAAGUGUCGAUCACGCGACGGACCGCUUGAUGCAGGAGAUCAUCAAGGAGGAGUUUGCGCAUUAUACUAUCGUCAUGGUGUCCCAUCGUCUAGACAUGGUCAUGGACUUUUUCGAUGCGGUCAUUGUCAUGGAUAAGGGACGGGUAGUUGAAACCGGAAGCCCGAAGAAGCUUGUGGAGACGGAGGGAAGCCGAUUCGGUGAGCUCUGGGCUAUUGAAAACCAAGGGAGGUCUCGGGAAUGA